Molecule: messenger RNA, 3258 nt
Organism: Acanthopagrus latus (yellowfin seabream)
Lineage: Eukaryota; Metazoa; Chordata; Actinopteri; Spariformes; Sparidae
Gene: ctxn2
Product: cortexin 2
Exons: 4
Coding region: 443-688 (81 amino acids)
Source: RefSeq, a predicted model, not a curated record
GGUGCUGUGCACCUCCAACGCGAGAUUUGGGAGAUGUUGCUAGGCAGCUUGGCUGAAUAGAGAAGAUUACAGUCGAGGAAUAAGCGCAGAUAUAAUUGGGACCACUUUAAAAGAAUGUCCACAUGAUUGAUCUGAGACCAGACCUAGAAACCAAAAUCCAGACAUGUGCAGCCCACUAAAGCAGUCUGACUGACGCACAAGACAAAGACAGAGCAUUGGAAGUAUCUGCUAGAACCAAUGAGAGGCUAGCGUAGCGCGUCCAGAAUGCCAGCGAUGGAUGGAUUAAUGGAUACGUGUCUGAGGACUCCGAGGAAGAGGAGUUGCCCGCAAGAAACAGCAGCAACAGGUCUGUAAGGAUGGAACGAUAAUGACGGUAACAUGCAGGCUUCUAAACGCCUGACCCUAUCAGAGGAGAGAUGAGGCACCUAGAUGCUGGUUUACCAUGUGUAGCGUCCACUACAACCACUCCCUUGCUGCCAUGAGCGGAAACGACAUGAUGGCGCACUCUCUAACUCUGGAGCAGAAGACGGCGUUUGCCUUCGUGGGGAUGCUACUGGUGUUCCUGGGGCUGCUCAUAGUAAGGUGUUUCCGGAUCCUGCUGGACCCCUACAGCAGCAUGCCUUCCUCCAACUGGGCCGACGGUAUCGAGGGGCUGGAGAAAGGGACGUUUGAGUACGCCCUAACUUAACACAGGGACACGCACAUCCAUAGAUGUCCUCGCGAACAGAACUGCCUAUAGAUAUGUAUACACACAAAUACACACAUGCAAACACACACAAGCCCUGCACAACCAUUGUACCUGACACUGACGCACCAUAAAGACAUCUCUCUGUGACGGAGCGAGCCAAGAGACUGAAGCCGUGUAUGUUGUUAAAUGUGUGUGUGUGCUGUUAGUUCAGAGCCAGUGUAGAGUCUCUCUACUGUAUGUGACUACUUGUCUGUUGUUGUGUGCGUCUGAGCGAGUGUGAGGCAGACGCUGUGUCAUAUUCUUUGCCCUUCUGCCAGGGGGUGUGCAUUUCAGCUCAUCGAUUUACAAGGAAAGCGGCUGAAGCUCCCUUUAACCCACACCUACAAGUUGAAUGUCUGUAGAGGUGGUUAGAGGUGGGUGCUCGUGGGACAGGGUGGGGAUUUAGGGUGCAGUGGGAUUAUUCAGAUGUAGUUCGAAGACUCAGGGACAAGAUUCCUUACGUGAAAACAGAGUGGUUGCACCUCUGCACAGCAGAGCUGUUCUGCACAAGAAUGUAUCUGGUUGGAAACAGGGUAUUACGUGUAACUUGUGCUUUGUGGACGAAUCAAAUCCAGUCUGUUGGUGAUCCAAAGGAAUGCUGCUGCUGCUGCUGCUGCUGCUGUUGCUGCUGCUGUGUGUACAGAUUGGUCCUUUCCGUGGCGUGAAAGGCAUUUGAACAAACUGUGAUUUACAAUAUGGUGUUACUGUUUCUAAAUGAUGCAAAAACAGCUCUCAGAGUUUGUACUGCUGCUGCCUGUGAGUGAUGGUAUACUGUGUGUUGCCACAGUUACGUGUCCGAGUGAAAGAAAAAAACCCAACUGUUUACUUUCGACAGUAUGUCUGCAGAGACAUAUGAUAAUGUUGAUUUAUGGACUGCCAAUUGUUCCGUCCGUCGUCACGCGUUCUGUCUAAAGGUUGGCUGAUUCAAGCAAGCCAAAGAACUUUGAAGGGAAAUGCGGAUUACAGACUGGGAAGGACUCUGUCUCUCUCUCAGCGCUGCUAGUUUUCUAAUGACAAGGAUAAACUCUCACUACCUGCCUGCAGAGGAAAAGGUCACAUGGAAAACAGGGGUGGGAUGUCUGUCAGCACUGCACCUGAACAUCUUUUUCCUCCCGUUUCUCAGCCAUCCUCACCCUCCCUCACCUGCUCUCUUCCUGCCCGACAGAGGAAGACUGGACAGUCGGAAACAGAGAUUCGUUAAUACGGCAGACUGGUCGAGGUCUUGAGUGUUCCUUUGCUAAUUUCUACGGUCUACGGUUUCUCCUUAGUGCUGUGAAUCUGCCUUACUGUGACCUUCAAUGGGUUUAUGUGCCUUCAUCUAGAAACAUUAGAGCACCUGUUUGUGUGUGUGCAUGUGUGUGUGUGUGUGCGUGAGCGUGUGGGCGCGUGUGGCAUAUCAUGAAGACAGAUAAUGCAUCUCCUGACCUGUUGCUUGCUCAGCUGGUGGUAGAGUUUUCUCAUUGAUAUAGAUUUGAUUCAAUGAUGUGAAAUAAAUACAAAUUUCUUCACUUUAAAUAUGGUCGGUCGAAUCUCUGCUUUCAUUUUUUUUUUCAUCUGCAGCGCACGUCGGGUGAAGAAUAAUUCUUGUGAGAUCAGUUGAGAUCAAAUUGGCUCGGUACUUUAGGCGACAGUUUUUGGUUGAAGGAUUGCAGAGGCUCAAAUUAGAGCUCUUUUGUGUUUGUGUUCUCUGCCUCUUAACUCUGGCGGUCGUCGUCUGACGUUUGCUGCAGCACAGACAGAUCAGGACUGAGAGGCUGCAUUGUAGCAGUGGUUCCCAAACUCAGGGUCCCGACCCCCACCAGCAUUACCAGCGUGUUCUUCCUGGCCUCAUGGGAACUGUCGCAGUGAGCUUGAAUAAUGGCCUCCUGCGCUUGAAGGAAGCAGUAGCAUGAUAAAAUGUAGGACGUUAGCAUAGGCAACAAGGUCUGCAACACCUGUAAUUUGCUAUCCAUAUGUUGAAUUGUCUUGUGGAAAAGGAUCAUGUGGCCAAUCAGGGAUGUCAUGAGUCUUGAGACCCAAUCGGGGAGCUUUACUGUUUCCAAAGUCUCUGUUUCUGCUCCUUCACAUCUACAUGCAGCCCGCGAUUUGUUUGAACUAAAACGGGUCCAGCAGCUUUUUCAAAAGUCUGCGUGUUAGGGUUCAUAAAACGCAGGGGUUGUGUGGCUGACAGACUUAACGAAGCAAAAGUGAUAAAGGGAAAACAUUCUUGUGGAUGUGGCCUGAAGGGUCAUCAAAGUUUCACAGGAGCUGCGAUUUUAAAGGUUGUAUGAAAACAUUAUAUAUAUAUUACAAUAUAUUACAUAUCUAAUAUAUACAAUUGGCCUCUAUCUCAGCAUUCCAUUUAUUUCUGCAAAAUGAAAUAGUUUUGUUUUUUUUUGUUUUUUUUGACUGCAUUCUUUUUAUUGUUUUGACAAUAUUACAAAGAAAUAUAAAAAAAAAUGUAGUUACAUGUCAUGAACAAACAUGUCAACACUGGUCCUUACAAGAUUUCAAGUUAUUGGUUGGGAAUAAGGUUAGUGAGUUCAAAAAAA